AGAAAAUACAACGAAGAACCAGAGCGACUCAAACGUCCUCCAAACGCAUACCUACUGUUCAAUCGCUUUAUGCGAUCCAAGUUACUCAAAGUCAAUCCCAACUUGUCAGUCGCAGAAAUCAGCAAGUCUGUUAGUGCACAGUGGAAGGAAUUAUCCGAGAAAGAACGCAAGCCAUAUAACCAAGAAGCAUCACGGCUCAAGCAGGAACAUAUGGAUAUGCAUCCUAAUUUUACAACACCCCAAUUGAAAGUCCGAGAUCCUCGCGGACGUAAAAAGAAGCGAUUGACGCAUCCCACUGCACCAAAGCACCCCAUGUCUGGUUUCUUGUUUUUUGCAGGCUCUGUGCGCCAAGAGAUUGCCCUUCAGCGACCGAGUGCUUCGGUAGGAGAUGUCAGUAAGAUCAUUGCUGGCAAGUGGAGAGAACUCACCGAUGCUGAGCGGAAUCCGUGGUGUCUUCGGGCAACGGAAGACAAGGGACGGUACGCCCGUGAAAUGCAAGAAUUCAUGGCG
Molecule: messenger RNA, 510 nt
Organism: Phycomyces blakesleeanus NRRL 1555(-)
Lineage: Eukaryota; Fungi; Mucoromycota; Mucoromycetes; Mucorales; Phycomycetaceae
Exons: 3
Source: RefSeq, a predicted model, not a curated record